AUGUCAAACAGAUUGGAGUCUCUCUCGAACAAGAAAUCCGCAGCCAAUGCUGCUGGGAAGACUUCACUCAAGUUUAAGCCAAAGACAAACGUAACAAGAAGAACACAAGAAGAAAGAGCCAAAGAUGCCCCCGUGACUGUGAAGAGUGAACAUGAAGGACUCCCCCAUGGCGGUAGAGGAAGUGGAAGAGGUGGAAGAGGGUCCAUGAGAGGUGGCAGAGGUGGGGGUAGAGGUGGAAUGUACGCGGGUACGCACCUCGUUUCUUCAGGUCCCUUGUCUGCCGGGUCUGUCUCUAUUGGAGACGGUGCCAACGGAACCAAGACAGGCUUGACUCGCGACAGAGUAUUCAAUUCACAGUCUCCGACCCCCGAAUUCUUGAGAACCUUGAAACUUAAGGAACUCUCGAUCAGUAACACCAAGGGAAGAGAGAGCCCUAGUCCAAGUCCAAGCGGAGGCUUGCAAGAUGACUUUUCAGAUGAUGAGGUGCAAGACCUUACGAGAAUAAAUAUGAACAAGGAGUAUAGGUUUGCGGAUGAGGAAACUGCUCUCUUCCCUGUAAGACCAGUGAGGGAGGAAAGAAACGAAGUUAAGGCUGGGCUAAACUCAGGUUCUAGCUCCAAUGAAAGCUCACCUGAACCUGAACUGGUAACCAGCAAAUCCAACACGCCUACCCCUGCAGUCCAUGAGACAACGGCCGUCAAGUCUGAAUCUGAUGAAGAUUCUAUUGAGGCCACAAUUCAGCAGAAAGAAAACGAAACUAAAGCGUUGGAAGCCAAAUUGUAUCUCGAGACGGCUAUCAAUAUUGAAGCUCAAGAAGAAUUAAAGCUUCAAUCUGAGCUAAAGGACAUAUCAAACUUAUUAUCAUACUCCGGUGAUAAUCAAAACUAUAUAAUAAUGCAUUUACCCAAAAUUCUUCCAGCCUACGAGAAGGUGGAUGAAUCAAUGGCUGCUGAUUCUAACAACUUUUCGAAGUUUUCUAGUGGACCUUACCAUGAAAAGGGCCAAAUAGGGCAUGUGAACAUUCAUAGAUCGGGAAAAGUAACCAUAAACCUAGGAAAUGAUAAUGUAUUGGACGUUACUAAGGGUAUGACUUCGAAUUUCCUUCAAGAAGUUGUAUUGUUGGAUACAAAGCAAGAGGCGGCAAAGGUAGACGCUGAAGUUGGUGAAAUUCUUGAUGAAGAGCAGCUGAAACCACCAAAGGGCAAGAUUCUUAGGUUGGGAGCAUCAACAGAGAAACUUAUUGCAACACCUUCAUUAUAG
This is a messenger RNA of Dujonia railenensis, 1260 nucleotides long. The record is from the annotation of a GenBank genome assembly. NCBI's taxonomy places the organism in Eukaryota, Fungi, Ascomycota, Pichiomycetes, Serinales, Debaryomycetaceae.